UUUAACACUCGGGGUAUUUCGUUCGGCGAGAGCUGAAAAAGAACACAUACAAAUAAUGAAGCGGAGAAGUAGACGAUUCUCUGUGGCAUUUCGUCGAACAUUUUAUGUACAAGAUAAAGAACCACCCUCUGCUCUCCAUUGCUAUCCCAUUAAACCUCGGAAUACGCCUCCCAAUCUCUUCAUCGGCAAUGACCGCCGGUACGGUAACGUUUUCUUCGAUGAGAAUUACAAUCUUGUCCCUGAAUUUUCUUCUUGGAAUCGUCUCUUGCAUCAUUUCAAUUCCUCCGGCCUGGUUGAUCAGAAAACCAGUGAUAGAAGUAAUGAAAGCUCGUCUUGAACGGGCAAAAAUGUUAAGAGAGUAUCAUGGCACUAUUUUCCCAUAUUCAGAGUUCAAGGGUUCCCAAGUGGCGCGUUCCUAGAGGCAAAUCGAAGGAAGAGCAAAAGAAAGGUUGGGUGCUGGUGCGGCGUGACCAUCCGUUCUCGAAUAGGUGGGGCCUACGCUCUAGAUCCUCCCUGCUUGCAGAAACGUGUGGUCGUUUUUGAAGUUAGCACUCUCUGGUUUUCUCUCUUGUUUCCUUGAUUUUUCAAUGUCCCAAACCGAUGAUAAUUUCACAAGUUAUUUUGGGGAGGUUCCACCAAUUCUUGACUAUUUUGACUGCCAAACCUACCCAAAAAAUUCGCAGAAAUCGUCUAUACUCAGCAGCCACAGGCAAUUCAAUGAACACUAUCAAUCACAUCAUCACAAUAAUCAAUUGCCAACAGAUCAGUUUGUGAUGAAUCGACCUGAUGUGUCUCCAAUCUCGAGGCAUGUGUUUGUUGAUGCAAGUACCAACGGCUUAAAUUACGUGAUUGACUAUUCACGUUGUAUAGUGCCAAGGCUGCAUCAAUCAUCUUAUCAUUCAGGAAGAGAAGUUGUUGAGCAAGAACAUAGACAGAGCAGGAUAGAUUAUCCUCAACCUCAGGUGAUCAGGCCUGCUCCAUAUACGCUAUAUGAUCCAAGAUAUGCUGACAUUGGUCUACCGGUGGAUCCUUAUUUACGUGCAAUGAAGCUGAAUCCACACUUUUCAAUGCAAAAAGCGACAAGUGAGGAAAGUUCAACCACUAAAAGAAAACGGACUGACUAUGCAUGUAACAGAGUGCCGAGGCUGCAUCAAUCAUCUUCUCAUUCUGGAAGAGAAGUUGUUGAGCCAGAACAUAGACAGAGCAGGAUAGAUUAUCCUCAGGCGAUCAGUCCUCCAUUUGAGCCAUACGAUCCAAGGUAUGCUGCCAUGGGUCUACCCAUGGAUCCUUACUUGCGUGCAUUCAAGCUGAACCCCAACUUAGGCCUUGCCAAGCCCAACGAGUGAUGAAAAAGAGUUAGAUCACCAGGGAAUUCAAUGGCUAGUAGCAGAGGUGGAAAAUACUAGUUUACUAUGGAACAUUCUUAUUUGUCUUUUAUUUUUUUUCUCGUCUUUAGUUAUGGAUCUUCCUUUUAUCUUUUACCCCUUUCAAUUCCAUAAACAGAAAAAAAACGUCUGAACGUUUUCAUGGAAGUUUAGGUUUUGCGGUUUUGCUGUCAAAUUCAAGCUAUGAGUAGACUACAUUUCUUUAUUCAAUUCUUAAGUUUAAUGCAAAACCAUGUUUCUUAUUCAA
Messenger RNA from Solanum tuberosum (potato), 1632 nucleotides. RefSeq lists its product as uncharacterized. The record is from RefSeq and is a predicted model, not a curated record. Lineage: Eukaryota; Viridiplantae; Streptophyta; Magnoliopsida; Solanales; Solanaceae. The transcript has 14 exons. The coding region runs from base 588 to 1346 and encodes 252 amino acids.